UUGUAUAUUUUCCUUCCGAGCGGACCGAUUUACGACAGUGUGGCGCGUUUACGGCCUCCCAUGUUUAUCCUAGUGAUACCACAAGUAAACAACGCGACUCGCCGCGACUGUCUCUCUCUUCCCGAAGGAGGAAACAUCACCGAACGCGUAAUGACAAUGCUUCUCCAACACCGAGCUGUGUUCGCCCUCAGUCUUCGCAUGUGCUCCACUCAUGUGACAAAGGGACUGUUGAAAGACACAGUAAGACCCAACUCAGAUAUGUCUGAAUUCCGCAAGGUGUUUUCCAAAGCCAAGCACAUAGUGAUCGUCACAGGGGCAGGUGUUAGCGCGGAGAGCGGAGUGCCAACCUUCAGGAGAGAGCAUGAGAAAUGGAGGAAGUGGCAGUCACAGGACCUUGCUACUCCAGAGGCCUUCUCUCGCACGCCGUCUCGGGUGUGGGAGUUCUACCACUACAGACGGGAGCUGACGUUGAACAAGAAGCCCAACGCUGCCCAUCUGGCGAUAGCGGAGUGCGAGGCCCGGCUGAGGAAGCAGGGGCGCUCCGUGGUCGUCAUCACCCAGUGCACAGACGACCUUCACCGGCAGGCCGGGUCCAAACACAUACUCAAGAUUCAUGGCAGCCUGAUGGAGACGCGCUGUGUGACUUGUGGACAUGUGACUGUGAACAAGCGUAGCCCCAUAUGUGCGGCCCUAAAGGACAAAGGUGCACCUGACCCAGAUAUUGCCGAUGCCCAGAUUCCAGUGGACAAACUGCCAAGGUGUGGAGAAAGCGAUUGCCGUGGUCUGCUGAGGCCCAACGUGGUGUUCUUCGGAGAAACUCUGGACUCGCACAUCCUGACCAAAGUGGAGAAGGAGAUGGAAAUCUGUGAUCUCUGUCUGGUGGUGGGCACGUCUUCCAUCGUUUACCCGGCCGCCAUGUUUGGGCCCCGGGUUGCAUCCAGAGACGUCGCAGUGGCAGAGUUCAACAUGCAGACAACACCGAAAACUGAAUACUUUACGUACCAUUUCCAGGGUCCAUGUGGAACCACACUGCCUCCAGCUUUGGCCCCACACGAGUCAGAGCUCAUUCACUGACUUUUCAGAAAGCGACUAGUGACUUCCUCUGUAAUCUAAUGCAACUCAAAGCUGAGGGAUAUCACAGCAUUUCUCCCACAAAAAGCCUUUGCCUUAAAAAUCAGUUUAGCUGUUAAUUCUCAGUGUAGAGUGCGAUCUGUAAAUAAUUUAGCAUUACAAGACUUUGUGAUGGAUCUUUUUUUAAUACUUGAAUAUAUAGCUUGCUUAACUGGAAAUGGGACUUUGACUGUUUGACACAUUUGCUGCUUAGAGUUAAUUAUGCAGGUUGAUAAAAGAAAGGGAAUUUGAUAUAUAUGUUGUUCUUCGCAUAGGAAAACACUUCCUCGGGUAUUAGAGGGUGUUGCUACUCGUAUCAUAUCAGAUGCUAGUGAUGAGGGAUUGUUGUAUUUUAGAUAUACCAAGCUCUCAAUUUAUGCUUUAGGACGACAGAUUAUUCCGGUGCCAUAGGAGAGUAUUCCUCUUUUCUCUCUUUCCACCAAACGAACAGCCGCACAGACCGUAACAUAAUCUUGUGCCUGUUUUUCAGAACUGUUUACACAACCUUGACCAAAUGCUCGCUGUUCACCUGAAGUGAAAAAUCAACCAAUGUUACAGAGAUCUUUGCCGAGUGCAGAGUUUGUUUUUAACAGAGACAGUUAAAGGGAGGGAAAGUGUCUUUUCAAUCCUCGCCUGAAUCAGCAUUAUUCAACUCUCAUGCUGUCUGCCUGUGUUGAGUAUGAGUGUAGUGACAUGUCAUGGAUUAUUCAUGAUACAUAGUUUGAGAAUAUAUAUAAUUAUGUUCAAUCACAGAAGAUGGAAAUUGUCUAGAAAUGAAAGCGACCAUAUAAUAUUUAAUUACAUUACCUAUUUGCCCAUUUAUACAACACAGUGUUUUCAACAUGACUUAUGAUGUCUUCAAUUAAACCUUCCAAUGCAAUGAUUCACAAUAUUACUAUUAAAACACUCCAUGUGCA
Messenger RNA from Scophthalmus maximus (turbot), 2027 nucleotides. RefSeq names its product NAD-dependent protein deacylase sirtuin-5, mitochondrial. The coding region runs from base 61 to 1074 and encodes 337 amino acids. Gene Ontology annotation, molecular function: protein-malonyllysine demalonylase activity; NAD+ binding; protein-succinyllysine desuccinylase activity. NCBI's taxonomy places the organism in Eukaryota, Metazoa, Chordata, Actinopteri, Pleuronectiformes, Scophthalmidae. The transcript has 9 exons. The record is from RefSeq and is a predicted model, not a curated record.